AUGGGUUGUUCUGCAUAAAAAUAAUCUAUUAAACAAGAGUUAUUUGUAAGUAAGCUCAAUAAUAAGGAAAUUAUAGAGAUUAGAGAUUUAAUUUUAAAAGAAGACUAAAGAUUUUAAUCAAUCAAUACCAAUAAUUUUUAAGUGUCUAUAAGUUAGGAUGAUGGAAUAUAUACAGGAGAAGUGAAGAUUAAAAUAAAAGAUGCAGUUGGGGAAUAUAUAUCCUAUAUUGAUGGAAAUAAUUCAGAGAUGUUAAAUAAAAAAGUAAAAGAAUACUAUCUAGGAUAAUGGAAAAAUGAAAUGAAAGAUGGUUAUGGUUUGAUGGUUUAUUAUAAUGGAAUUUAGUAUGACUAUUACGUUGGUGAAUUUCAGUAAGAUAAACGACAUGGCUAGGGAUAUAUUAAAUAUUCUAAUAAAUAAUAAUACAAAGGAUAAUUUGAAAAUGAUUUUUUUCAAGGAAAAGGCAUAUAUACCCUUCAAGAUUAAGAUACAUAUUAUGAAGGGGACUGGAUUUAAAAUGAACGUGACGGAUUUGGAAAAGAAUAAGGUAAAGAUGACAAUAAAACAUGGUAAUAUGAGGGUUAUUUUUCAAAAGGUAAAAGGUAAGGAAAAGGAAAGCUCAUUAUUGAUAAAGAGUAUGAAAUUGAAGGGGAUUAUGAAAAUGAUUUUCCCAAAAAUGUCAUCAUUACAUAUAAAUAAUAAGAAUUUUAGGAUUAUAAAUAUGAAGGUUAUUUAGCAAUAAAUGAUAAACAGGAGGCUAUAUUUGAAGGGAUGGGAAAGUUAACAAUGAAAAAUAAUUAAAUUUUAGAAGGUAGAUAUUAUAGAUAAUGUUUUAGGAGAAUUUACAUAACAUUAAUAUAAAAAAUAAGAAGUUUAAGAGAAAUGA
Paramecium primaurelia is the source of this 883-nucleotide messenger RNA. Lineage: Eukaryota; Ciliophora; Oligohymenophorea; Peniculida; Parameciidae. The record is from the annotation of a GenBank genome assembly.